AGGUUGCGGAGGCAUUGAAAUGUCUGCCGCCGAAACAUGUGGCUCGUGUCUUGCACGAGAUGCAGGAGCACGGCCUAGGCUUGGACGAUCCUGUCAGUUACAUCAAGGCUGCUGCGAGGUCUGGUUCCAGCGUCAAAAGGGGUCCCGCGGAGGCUGCCGGUGAGGACGUGGAAAAGGAUGACAUGAUAUCCACGCUGACCUCGCGAGUGAAGUGGUUAAACGAGUUUGGUGGCCUCGCCAAAAAGAUCAGCAUCGACGAAGUUAUUGGAGCCCUAUACUGCCUGGGUCUCCCGCAGUCCAUGGCCAUCCUCCGCAGCCUUCAGGAGCGGGGCGCAUCCGUGGUGGAUCCAAAUCACUACAUCAAUCAGGCAGUUCAACGCGCCAACAGCAACAUGGCCAAGGAAGAAAAGGAAGAUGAUCAAGAUGAGGACCAGGAGCCAGCUGCUGACCCUGAGGCAGAAGAUGAGCCAGCCGAGCAGGGUGGUUCGCCGGAGGAGGAAGAAACCAUUGACCGAACCAAUGAGGACUGGUUUGACUGGGCUGCGGCGGAAGAACCGAAGUCCAAGCGACGUGUGCCAAAGAGACCUGCAGAAGUGGCCGCCACAAGCCUCGCACCACCGGUGGAAGCGGCAGCAAAAGUGAGACGAGUGGUGGGUGGCCUUACAGGCUAUCAGCGAUUGGUACCCUCGCGUGCCACGGAAAAAGCCUUGAACGCCCAGCGACCACCAAGAGGGGUGAAGUCUGAGCCCGCGGGCGGAGAGGAGGACGCUGAGGUCAAAGCCGAUGCCGGGCCAUCUCACUACAGCUCCGGUCCAGUUGCUCUACCCAUGAGCCCUGAGGAGAAGAUGAUGCAGGUCAGGAACUACGCGCGGCGUCCCAGGGGGAACUUAACGAUCAAACUCAACUGAUGGUUUUCAGCGUAAGGUGGUAAACCAAAUAAAAAACCAUCCCCAUCAGAAAUGGGUUGUCAUAUAUAUAUAUAUAAUCAUAUAAUAUAUAUGUUACUUUCGAGGUAACUGAGGCUAAUUCUAAGGUAAGUGGAC
This is a messenger RNA of Cladocopium goreaui, 1043 nucleotides long. The record is from the annotation of a GenBank genome assembly. Lineage: Eukaryota; Dinophyceae; Suessiales; Symbiodiniaceae.